UCCGCCGCGGCCAUGCCACGAGCACGCUGUGCUGCGCUCGCAUGAGACCAGCCCGACUACUGCCCGACUAUUGCCCUUCCGCGCAUCAUCAGCAGCGGCCGCAACAGGGAAAGAAGCCCGUAUCAUCGACGACCGGCGCAAAAUCUAAGGACGUCCACCGCCUACCCUUAUCGUUAUCCCGCGUAAAGGAGGCCAUACCGACGAAGUCAUCGACCACGGCCACGGAGGAGGUCCCGCGUCCCGAUUGGCGCGACCUGCGAGUGCAACGUACCGCGAGUGCCGAACCGACGGCGACGGUGCUACCGUCACGACGACGACGACGACGACGACGUAACCCCGGUGCGCUCGCGUUUCUCGCGUGUCGGUGCGGUGCGGUGGUGCGGUCAACGGGUGUCGGAUGACUUCCCCAGGACGACAGACGUGCUUCGUAGUCGUAGAAGGUUAUUAUAUAUUGCCCCGGUCGUUAUAUCCCGCAACGAGAUCCGUCGUGGACGAGGCGCGUCUAGGGUGCAGCCCGAUCGGAGCAACGGUAACGUCCCGUCGGCGUCGACGUCGUCGGUGGUGCGCCGGCCUGCCUACCCGCGUCAUACCCACGUCGCAUACCCCGUGCACGCGCGUACAUCGCCGCCACCACCACCGUGAUGGCGGAGCUACCUCAGCCUGACAUGUCGCACCUCACCCCCGAGGAGAGGCGCAUCAUAGAGGGUGUUUUAAUGCGCCAAAAGGAGGAGGAGGAACAGGAUCAUGAGAUUAUGAGACGAAAGCAAGAUGAGGUGCAGAUCCUCGAAGAAACGAUACGGAUGCGUUCGGAGAAACACAAAAAGGCCGGGGUUGAGCUGAACGCCACGUGUCACAUAUGCCUGAAAACCAAGUUUGCCGACGGCGUCGGCCACAUCUGCAACUACUGCGACAUCCGAUGCUGCGCACGCUGCGGCGGAAAGGUCACUUUACGGUCAAGCAAGGUGAUAUGGGUGUGCAUACUUUGCCGGAAGAAGCAGGAACUUCUUUCGAAGACCGGGCAAUGGAUGUCGAAAACGAGCCUCGGCGCCGUGGACAACGCGCUGCUGCGGCAAAUGCAGGAGGACUUGCAGGUGGGUGGUCAUCAGGGACUCGCGGACCAAACUCGGGAUAAAAGACCGAAACUCGAGAGGGCGCACAGUGCGGCUGAGAAAGAGAAUUUGCCGUUAUUACAGAGAAGCGGAAACUGUCCUCUCAGGAGACAGUACUCCCAGCAAGAGCAGAUCUCGGGUCGCCGGAUGUCCACGAGCGACAGUGGGGUGGAAAUGUCCGUUUCGCCCCACGCGAGAACCUUACCGACACCCCACGUGGUUGGUUCUUACCCGGUGCAACAAAUUCCGAGGCAUCCUGCAUCCUAUCCCGACGACGAUCCCAAUUUAUACCGAGGCGAACUCGACGGUCUGAUGAGACAACAUCCGCAGAAUUAUCAGAGGCAACGAUCGACCUAUCAAGAUCAGGGUACAGACCUCGGGAUGACUUACGGUCAGGCACCGAUGGAGACUGGCUCCGUUCGUACUACAGUGCAUCCCUCACAGCAGCAUUCGAUGCAUCAGACACAGGGCGGACGUUCCGCUCAACCUACGUCAACAGUGGGCGUCCCGCAGCAAAGAAGUUUCAGUAGCAGCGAGGAAGAGCGAAGCACACCGGAAUGUGCCAGCGAGCUGGACGAGCCGGACGAGUCGGAGAAGGGGCAAAAGCCACCGCCGCUAGGGAUGACUUCCAGGGGUACGCGAGAGAAGGCGGCAGACAGAAUGAAUCGGCAAUUCCCCGCGCAUCCGUUAUCCUGGCAAGUGAGCGAAGACGGUCAGAAGCUCAUCGGCCACAUGGUUUUACGAAAAUCGGCUGGCUCCGGAAGCUCUAGUAGUAUACUCGGACUAAAAGUUGUCGGUGGCAAGCUAUUGGAAGAUGGUUCCAUGGGCGCUCUGAUCGAGAAAGUGAAAAAGGGUAGCACGGCGGACGUAGAAGGUCAACUUAGACCCGGUGACGAGGUGAUCGCGUGGAAUGGGAUGUCCCUUCAAGGCAAGAACUACCAAGGAGUUUACGACACCAUCGCCAAGUCGAGGCUGGAGCCGCAGAUUGAGCUCGUAGUUGAGAGAAAGUUGUCGUCGACAACAACGGGCAUGGCGCCUGCUGGACCGGGCCCAUCGACGCCCAUGGCAUCCAGAAGAAUCGCCGCUCAGAGCCAGUGGAGACAGAAACACGAGACCAUCUCCGGGCCUCCGACGCCGCAUCACAAAGGUCUUAAGAAAUGCUUACUAUGGGAAUUGUACGACGCGAGGCGUGAGAAACCCUCGGUUUUAGUGACGUCGCCGGGCUCGCCGGACCUGCACGCCCAAGGACGCGGGCGACACUCCCGACAUCCGACCGGAAAUGCAAACGUGGGCGGUAGUAUCCAGGUGAAGCUGGGCUUCGAUCCCGUGGGACUUCAGCUGAUCGUCACGAUAAUAUGCGCCGCGGGGCUUACGCCAAAGAGCAACGGCCAACCUAGAAACCCUUACGCCAAAGUCUUUCUGCUUCCUGACAAAAGCGAAAAAUCGAAACGACGUACGAAGACCGUGGCGAACACGAACGAUCCCAGAUGGAAUCAGACAUUCGUUUAUAAUGGAGUCAGGCGCUCGGAGCUGAAGAAGAGGGCACUGGAGAUUACGGUCUGGGACUACGCUAGGUACGAGGCGAACGAUUUCCUCGGCGAGGCUGUCCUGGAAUUGGCAGUAUGUCUCCUGGACGAGGAACCAGAAUGGCAUUCUCUGACCGCUCACGGAGAACACCGGCAUGUCAGGCAUUACCAAGAUUCUGAUGACAUGCUAGACUGUCAUCUUAGUCCACCGUCGACCACCUCGAGAUUAAGUGACUCCGACACCUCGGAGUGCGACAUUACGGAUUGCGACGUGUCGAGGGAACAAAGGAGAACGGCUGACGGUGCCAGCAUAAGCAGUAUUGGCAGUUCCUCUAGGUUUCAUAAUAUGCCGUCAAAUUAUAAGCGCCACUAUUCUAGCCCACCGCCGGAGAGGGAACUGUGCAUCGAUGGCGAGCAUCGGAGUCGAAGAGAUAUGUCACCUCAGGGACGCAAAAGGGCAGCCCUAAUGAUUUCUCGUGACCAGCCUGCUUCUAUCUCGAGUUACCAGACAUAUCGUAAGGACGAGAUCCAUCGGGGAAUGAUGGGUCACAGGUCGCACAGCGCGGCACCUAUGGACUCUCCAAAUGUUAGAUACCGAGGAAGGUCUCAGAGUCCCACCGGUCAUCGUUCCUUAUCUCCACCCGAGUAUAGAUCCAUUCCCUACUCGCACGGAUACGUUCAUACGACGAGAUUCGGCUCGAGAUCGGCGACCGCCACACCUACUGGAUCGCCGAAGAAACGUCAGCUACCUCAAAUCCCGGCAGCUUUGAAGGAAAGAGUCGCGCAAGAUUUUGAGGAACGAGCAAGAUUUAUGAGACAUCGCAACAGACCGUCGAUAUACAGGAGCACGGGUAUGGGAGGUUGGGAAAGGCAUUACAGCGGCCUUUCGGACUCGGAUCUUCCUUCAAUUGGACACGAUCCACUAACGUUGUCACACAGUCACGCUCACAGAUUGCACAGGUCGAGGAGGGGGCACUUAAGUCCCGAUAAAGAUAUACUCGGUGAUCUUGGAGAUUCUGACAUGGAGAGCAUAGCUUCGGUAACGAGCAGUGCCUUUAGUACGCAAUCGGAACGACCGCGUGGAUCAAGAGCACUAAUGCCAGGGGCCGUCGGUCUGCUAUCGCGCCGGGCCAAGAGUUUCGAGUACGAGAGCAUUUCGAGCAACAUAUUCAGCGACGACAGUCUCAGGACGGCCAGAAGAAAGCUCAAGCGGAAUCUCUCUCUCAGCGACGCCGGGUACGGUGACAAGAUACCGGCGCUGGACGAUCAGAGCAAAUCCUACUACGAUUCUAACGGUGACGACAAAGUGCCUAAGAGUCUCACGAGCAAAGAGACGAAUUACGAUUUUUUGCUCGAUGAGGACCACAAGCCGUUUUACGGAUACGACUCGGAGCUCAGCUGCGGCGAGACGGAGAUUUACGUUCCGAGUUUCGACAAGCAGAACAUCGAGACCGACGAUUACCAAGCCUCGUACAGUUCCCGUUUAACGGACGACAAUGAUCUGUUCAGCGACAACGACCGCGCUCAUCUCAGGAAUGUUCUGGACAAGGAUGAUACUAGCAAGAAAAAGUACAUGGACGAAAGUUACUUGAAUCACGAUUCCUCGUACAUCAGAGACAUAUCUUCGGAUACAAGAACCAAGAACGUAGAUAGUGAUCUUAGUAAUUCGAUCGGCGAUAUCUAUUGUAGCAUCGAGGACACUCUUUCGUCCACUAAAAAUUACGAUCGUGAUAUUCUCGCGAAAUCCACCACGAAGAUCCACGAUACCGCUACUAACAUGGAUAAGUGGAUGUCGACGGAUGUAAAAGGUGUCCUGCGAUCUCGCGGAACAACUGGUCGUUCUUAUCAAGAGGAUGAGAACAAAACUCGCGAGAACUGGGACACCGAUUACGAUAAAGGAUUUAUAGACCGAGAAAAAGGCGAUCACUACGAACGGAAGAAAUUUAAUUACCUGGACAAAAGCAUUGGUGCCUUAAAAAUUGGCGGCUCAAUGCGCGAAGGCGAGUACUUUCAUGACGUAACGGAUCGUUCUUGUGCCGUUAAGGGGAAGUGUUACGCCCUGUCCGACGAUGAUGACAGAAAGUUCGCGACGAGCGAUUACAUCAGUUACCGUUCAUCCGAUGACUACGAUUAUUGGACUACGCACACCACAGACGGAGCCGUGCCGCGAAGACGAAGACGAAGAGGCAGGAGAGGCAGUAGAGAGGGAGGCGCAGGUGACUACGAGAACCUGCGGACCAGAGACGUGUUAGGCGCUCAGUCGAGAUUAACGGACAGUAAGAGAUUGAUGACGAUCCAGCGAACGGAGUCCACGCCUACUCUACACUCAGACGAGGACCUGAGUUCGAUUGCGGAUCGCGCCAGACGCAUGUAUCGUCGCAAGCGAAACAGCAGCUGUCCAGAGAGCAGAGAUCUGCGAAUGUACGGGUCGCGAUGGCGUGACGAGAGAACGAGUAGUGUACUAGAGUCUGACGAGGAGUUCGGCUCGAUGGAGACGGUAGUCGGCGCCGAUUAUUUCCGUCGUACUUCGGGCUACGCGUCGGACGCUAGAGCGAACGACAGCGUUAGAUCGGGCUUCUUUGACGCGGAGCAAGACCGUGGUAGCUACUUAGACGCAAGAUACGAUCAUGAGGACCGAUAUCAGGAUCGCAGUUAUCCGGUGGUACGCGCGCUAGUUAGGUCAGGGUCGCAGCGUUCGAGUCGCGAGGCGCGACACGUAUCGCGCGCUAGGCGUAAGAGUAGUUGCCCGGAGUGUCGUGAGCUAGCACUGUCCUCCUCGGAGUUAGGUAGGUCGGGAUCGCUAUCGCGGAAGGGUGACGAUCCUCGGCGUUCAUCGUUAGAGACGAAGCAUAGAUAUCGUAGGCGGAACAGCAGCUGUCCGGAAGCUAGGGAUCUCGAAAUGCUCGAGAAGAGGCAGCGUCAGCAGCAGCUCGUGCAGCUCCAUCAGCAGCAACAGCGGCACUCAAGCCAGCAGUAUCAGCAGCAGCAGCAGCAGCAUCAGCAGUUCCAGCAGCAGCAGGCGCAGCAUCAACAACCGCAGGGAAGUAGUAAGAGGAACGUGGCGAUCAGCGACACCCUCGAGUACUACGAGUACUCGAUGGAGAGCGAGAGCCAGUGCAGCGAGAACUGCGGAUUUGGCCCGUGCGAUCCGCGUAGGCCCCGUAACCGAGCACCCCGCCCUGGUAACGCUAAUUCGAGUCUCUUUGAUUCCCAAACCGCUACCUCCGACACUGCUAAAAACUACCAUCCACGGAUCGACGGUCAUCAUCACCAACACCCACAAAACACGAAAACGUCGCCGCUCGCCAAUGUCGCCGAUGUGGCGUCGACGUUUCUGCCACCGUUGCCGCCGUCGUCCUCAUCGUCCGCCCGGCGACGACCCCGGAAAAAAUCCGCUUACGAUGUCGACGUCGUCGCCGCCGUCGCCGAUCGUCGCGACGACGACGACGCACGGAAUCGUCGUUCCUCAUCUAUGCCCGAAAGCAGCGAGUACACCAGCCAGUCGAGCUCGUAUGAGAAGACGUCCAGACGCCAGGUCACCGACAACGGGCACGACGAGCGCGACAAGAGAAGUCAGUUCACCAGGAGUCUCAGUAACGCCGAUGUGCCGCAGGACGAGAAAGACACGGGUAGUUUCAGCGAUACCGCGAUUGCAUUGAACGUUGAAGAUGCGGCGAGGAGAGGCCGUAAGAGCUCGCCGGGAAGUAAAAGCGGAAGCGGCAGCAGUAGCGGAAGCGCGGUGCAGUAUCAGGCAGGUCUGGGCAAGAAGAGCAAUAGCACCAGCCAAUUAUCCGCGACAGAGUGCGGCGGGAUGCUCAUCGGCAUUGGUGGAAGUGCCGGCGCCGUGGCACGCGGUUCCGGCUUAACGAGCCGGAAGCGUAACAGCACGCCGUGCAGCAUACUACGAUCCGAGGAAAUCAUGCCGGCCUACCAGCGCUUUGACAACAAACAAGCAGGAUCCGCAGCCAGCGAUACCGCCGGAAGUCUCAACUCGAUCUCUAGUUCCGAAGGAAGCUCUUGGUCUCCCAGUCUGCGAAUGGCAGGCGAAGGGCAGUUGAGAAACUUCAUUGAAGAUCUUGGACCGGGCCAAGUGGUCGGAAGACAGGCACUUGCUACCCAUUGCCUCGGCGAGAUUCAACUGUCGUUGAGCCACACGAAGGGCUACCUUGAGGUAGAGGUCAUACGUGCCAAAGACCUUAAAGCGAAACAAGGCAGCAAAGUAAUACCAGCUCCUUACGUGAAGCUGUAUCUGGUGAACGGUAAAAGAUGUAUAGAGAAAGCGAAAACCAUGAUGGCCAGAAAAACGUUGGAUCCAUUCUAUCAGCAAUUAUUGGCUUUCAAAGAAAACUGCCGGGGUUGUAUAUUACAGGUGACAGUAUGGGGUGACUAUGGGCGGAUAGAGGGGAAAAAAGUGUUCAUGGGUAUUGCACAGAUCGUAUUGGAUGAGCUGGACCUCAGUCAGAUGGUGUUCGGAUGGUACAAGCUGUUUGACACCCAAGCCCUGGUCAGUGGAGCUUCAUCCCUUGCUUUGUCCCGUCGAUCUUCGGUCACAUCUCUCGAUUCUUUUAAAAUCUAAAAGAAUGAACUGCCCGAAGAACGUACCGAGAUAUUCCUUUUAUACGUAUAUAUUUACCGAGAAGGUCUUUGAGUUUCUUGCAGUAGACAAAGUAGAGCAGAUACAAUUGAGUUCGAGCUCCUAUCGCGGUGCACCUAUAGUCGCUUUUAGUCAUUAACAAAGUACCGAAAAUGCACGAGUCUCGAUGUACAAGGUAGUACUUACUUGUUUACUUUAACCGAUUCAACAAUUAGAAAGUGUAUGGAAAUUGUUAUAAACGUCUUUAAUAACUUAAGUGACACGCAUAAAGUCAUUGCUUGAUGGUAUUACAUGUAGUUUCAAAUAAAUAUUAGGGGAUAGAGAGAGAGAGAGAGUUAUACCACUACACUGUAUACAUCCACUGUAUAAAAGUUGAGAGAAGUAUCUAUAUAAUUCUCUAUCGUAAUAUAUAUUACUUAUAUUCUUCACUACGAGGUUGACAGAAUUGAAAAGAAUCUUAUACACCCUACGCGUAUCCCCCGUAGGCUAAAUUAAUGUCGAAGCCUAAUGCUAUUUAACGAGUGACGUUCGGCUCUGAAUACGGUAAAAUCAGUUUAACGAAUAACAAGGAGUACACACAGUAUGAAAAGUGAUUGCACGGAUAAUAGAAAAUUCUGCGGGACCGGAAUGAAAACGAGAGAUAUAAAGCAAUGCAAAGGCGAUGCGAGAAUUCGGGGAAAAAAAAUAAACAGUGAAAGAACCGUACGAAAGGACAUGUCUCUCUAGAAACACCACUAGUACAUCACAUAUCAUGUACGGCAUAUCAGACGAGCCACUAGUCUGUAUGUAGAGACUAGAUGUAGACGUAGCAGCCAUGUUCCCGGAGCGCCAGAUAGUUUUAGUGAAAACAAACUAAAUCAAGCACGUUCGGGAUAGAUGUGAACUCAAAUGUGGUGUACUAGAUAAAUAAGAUGUGAAGAACGAUCAAUGACACUCGUUUUCAGUGAAUCUAAAUGUGGUUAAGUGAAUAAGAAAUUCAUGAACAUAGUGAGAAAUAUGAAGCGACAAACGGUCAUGGACUUCAUUUAAUCGGCAUGCGAGAGGGAUUAAAAAUGUUGAGACAUUCCAAAUGGAAGAAGACAUUUCCAAACUUUGUAUAUAAUUUAGGACAGUUCAAGUACUAAAUGUCGAUCUCCGAAACGAUCGGCUAAAAAAAAAAGACAUUUAUCGUUGUCAAAUUUUUAGUCGAAAAUGUCACCGUCAGAGCAUAUAUUAUUUAAUGUAAAUAUUAUAAUAACACUGAUAUGAGAAUUUGCGAUAUGUGCGCGCAAGUUUGAAUGGGUAACAACGUUUACUUUGUAUAUCUCUGUUGACUUACAAUUUCUACGAUAAUCGUCGUUAUAAUUUCGGCAUUUUAAUUACGUUGAAUCUGAUCCAACUUAACAUUUUCUAAGUUAGCAAUCGGAAUAAUUAGAAUGUACAAUGAAUAAUGAUAUGAUUAAUUACACAGUUUGUUCCCUCAA
Molecule: messenger RNA, 8692 nt
Organism: Wasmannia auropunctata (little fire ant)
Lineage: Eukaryota; Metazoa; Arthropoda; Insecta; Hymenoptera; Formicidae
Gene: Rim
Product: regulating synaptic membrane exocytosis protein 2
Exons: 25
Coding region: 642-7211 (2189 amino acids)
Biological process (GO): calcium ion-regulated exocytosis of neurotransmitter; regulation of membrane potential; positive regulation of synaptic transmission
Cellular component (GO): cytoskeleton of presynaptic active zone; presynaptic membrane
Molecular function (GO): small GTPase binding; transmembrane transporter binding
Source: RefSeq, a predicted model, not a curated record